Messenger RNA from Bufo bufo (common toad), 2914 nucleotides. RefSeq names its product SPT20 homolog, SAGA complex component (gene SUPT20H). Gene Ontology annotation, cellular component: SAGA complex. Gene Ontology annotation, biological process: regulation of transcription by RNA polymerase II. NCBI's taxonomy places the organism in Eukaryota, Metazoa, Chordata, Amphibia, Anura, Bufonidae. Gene Ontology annotation, molecular function: transcription coregulator activity. The record is from RefSeq and is a predicted model, not a curated record.
UUUGAACAGCUCGCCGCAAGGCCUUUAGGGAAAUGUAGUCUUCGCGGAGUAUUGUCUGCUGUUCCGCCUCAGCCUGGUAGAACGGGAACAUCACGGAUCAGGAAAUCGGGUUUGCUGCCCCCGGUGGCAAGCAUAUCACACACUACAGAUGAGGGGGACAUGGUGACACACAUACUGUGACUUGUAGGGACCAGAAGUGGCCACAAUGCAACAGACCUUGGAGUUGGCGCUGGACCGGGCUGAGUAUGUCAUUGAGAGUGCCAGACAGAGACCUCCAAAACGCAAGCAUUCAUCCGGAUCGAGGAAAUCUGUGUUCCAUAAGCUGUAUGACCUGUACAUAGAAGAAUGUGAAAAGGAACCGGAAGUGAAGAAACUAAGACGAAAUGUGAAACUUCUGGAGAAGCUUGUAUUGCAGGAGUCUCUUUCUUGCUUGGUGGUCAACCUCUACCCUGGCAAUGAAGGCUACUCCCUGAUGCUCCGGGGCAAGAACGGAUCAGAUUCAGAAACCAUCAAGCUGCCUUAUGAAGAAGGAGAGUUGUUGGACUAUAUAGAUGCAGAAGAAUUGCCCCCCAUUUUAGUGGACCUUCUGGAAAAAGCUCAGGUAAAUAUUUUCCACUCCGGAUGUGUAAUAGCUGAAAUACGUGACUACAGACAAUCUGGCAACCUAAAAUCACCAACUUAUCAAACCAGGCAUGUCCUCCUGAGGCCAACCAUGCAGACUCUAGUUGCUGACAUACACGCCAUCACCAGCGACAAUCACAAGUGGACACAGGAAGACAAGUUGCAAUUGGAGAGCCAACUUAUCCUGUCAACUGCCGAACCGCUAUGCCUUGACCCGUCGAUAUCCGUCGCCUGCACUACAAACCGCCUGCUGUACAACAAACAGAAGAUGAACACUGGUCCCAUGAAGCGGUGUCUGAAGCGAUUCUCCAGACCGGCUCUGAACAGGCAGCAGGAAUUAUCCAACUGCCCUAUCCCACCGCAGCUCAGACUUCUAGAUUAUCUGCACAAGAGGAAGGAAAGGAAAGCCUCGCAACCUCAGUUUGAUCUAAAAAUAUCCAAAACUGGAAACUACGUCGACUUAUGGAAACAAAAUCCUUGCUCCCUUGCCGUACCCUCUGAAGUGGAUGUUGAAAAAUACGCAAAAGUGGAAAAAUCUAUCAAACUUGAUGACUCGCAACCUACGGUCUGGCCAGCAGAUGAAACAAACGAGGAAUAUAUCUUUGAAUGUGAAAACGGGGCUCCUUUCCAGAAGGCAAAGUUAACCAUCUUUCAGAAUGUAGGAAAUCCUUUGUACUAUGGUAAAAUGCAGAGCUCUACAGCUGAUGAAGAGGAUGCCUUCCACAGCCCUCAUUCUCAAUUUCUUAUUGGAGCUAAAAACGAUAUUGAUAGAAUGGUAGGUCAGUACCAGGACUUAUUCAAAAAUGAAUCCAAAGGGUUUGUGAAGAUGUCUUACAACGCAGGAGGGGUGUCAAGCCAAAGUCCUCUCUCUCCAGGCAAGGAAAUGGAGGUAUGCUCCAUCCAGUCCUCUAUGCUGGGAAAAGGAGUGAAGCACAGACCUCCUCCCAUCAAACUUCCUUCCAACUCUGGGAGCAGUUCUUCUGGUAAAUCUUUUUGUCCCCAGCAGUCAAGUGGCCACCUCAAAUCCACAACUCCUCCGCCAUAACCUCCCAGCAUCUCUCGUAAACAGUCCAUUGACGUCAACCAAGUCAGCCUGCUCUCCCCCGCUGCAUUGUCACCUGCUGGCUCUUCACAAAGAUCUGGAACUCCCAAACCAUCUACUCCUACACCAACCAACACCCCUACAUCGACCCCGCACCCACCCGAUGUUUUGGCCUCCGCUUCUCUCACUCCUUCUGUAACCCCCACACCCCAAGAUUCAAGUUUUAAUUCCCAGCCUACUUUGAUAGCACAGUUUGCCCAACAGCAAAUGUCUCUGAGUCAGGGGUUACCUGUAAUGACUAUUCCGCUGUCCACCAUGGUAACAUCUAUAACAACUGGAACAGCCUCCACCCAAGUCAUGACAACCGCAGGACUUAAUAUCAUCAAUGUAGUUGGAUGUGGCCCACAGGCAUUGAUGAGUGGCUCAAAUACCAUGCUGGGGUGUAGUACUGGUGCCAUAACCCCUGCAGGGAUAAAUUGAGUGGCAUUUUACCAUUCAGGAGGCCUGGUGCCAGGUACAAUGCCAGGCACAUUGCCAGCUGCCAUGCAGUCUGCCUCUCAGGCAGGUGGUCCCUUUGGUAUAAAAAACAAUCCCAACUUGAGACCAUUAAAUCUGCUACAGCUUCCUGGUGCUUCACUUAUAUUCAAUCCAAUGCAACAACAGCAGCCGCAGCUGUCCCAGUAUUCUCCACAGCAGGCUCAGCAGACGGCUACCUCCAGCCCCCAGCAAAGCGACCAGCUGGGGCUGUUACCAUCGGGAAUGGAACAAGGUGCUAACAGUCAGGAGCAGACAUUAACUUCUCAGCAAGCGGCGGUCAUUAAUUUAACAGGAGUAGGUGGUUUUAUGCCUCAGCAGACAACUGUUGCAAUUCUUGCAACAUCAAAUGCACCAAAUGGCUAUGGCAGCAGCACAAGCUCCACCGCCCCUUCCACCACAUUCAGACAGCAGAUCAAGAAAUAAGUGAAGAGGACCCGUCUCCAACCAACCUGGACCCAAACAGCUAAGGACAUCGGCCACUCCUGUCCACCACUGACAAAUCAGAGACACCGAAUGGACUCAUCCGCCAAAAAUUGCCUUCUCUACAAUAGUUUUAAAUGUGUUUUAAUGAUAUAAAUAGAUCAAUUAUUUUUUUUUAUAUAUAAAAAGGUUUGCGAAAAGAUGAAAAACUCUGAACUUUGCAUAAAAAAAAAAAAAAGCGACUAGAGAUUUUACAGACAAGGAUGUUUUUAAGUGUUCUUAGAUGCAUUAAAA